CAUCAGGCCUAAAUGUUUCCUAAUGGGAUCCUUAAUCCAAACACCAAGCACCUAAAGGCUAAAACCUAACAAAACUUAGAAUAAACAUAAUACCAAACAGACAACAUAAAAAGUGCGCUCCAAUCUAUUCAAUCCGCGCUCCAAAAAAUUAAGAUCGCAAUUUUUUGUCGAUUUGCUGGCAAUUCGUGUUUCCACGCUCCGGAGCAGGAGCGGCAGGCCCUAUAGCACGAAUUAGGUAAGCUAAGUCUAGAUAAGGCAUCUGCAACUUUUUUGUACUUCCCUUGCCUACUUAUGAUCUAAUAACUCAAUCCAAGUAACUUCACCAACGCUUUCUUCUGAAUAUGAGUAUGAACUUUAUGUCCUAGCAGGUGCUUAAGACUUUCAUAAUCUGUGAGGAUCACAAAGGGUCUUCCUUUAAGAUAGUGCCUCCAUCUGGUUACUACUAGGAGCAUUGCCAGAUAUGCCAGUCAUUGCUGUCUAACUCCUGAAGUCCGACUGAGGUAAGAAACAGGUCUGCCUUCAUGGGAUAACUCAGCUCUAACUCUCAAGUCACUGCAUUUGUCUCCGGUGUAAAGUUUUUGCUGAAGUCAGGCAAUGCCAACAUUGGUAGAUCAGUCAUGAAAUUCUUGAGCUACUGGAAAGCAGUGUCAGCUGUAGGAGUCCACUUGAAUCCAUCCUUCUUCAAGAUAUCAUAAUGCCUAACAAAUUUCCUGUAAUAUUCUGUUAGGCGUAGGAAUCCUCUCAAUUUCUAAACAUUCAUGGGGACUAGUCAUGAUUGCAUUGCUGCUAACUGGAAUCGAUAGAGACUCCCCCACUGUUAAUAAUGUGUCCCAAGUAUUCAACAUGUGUAUGGCAAAAAGAGCAUUUAAAGGGUUUGGCAUGUUUGUCAUACUUUUUGUGGUUACUAUAUAUAAUCUUUGUUUAACAUUCUAGCUUUAAAAAUAGUAUGUGUUUCAAUUUAAUUACAUUAGUUUUAAGUAGAAUUUGAUUUGGAUUUGUCGGGCGAUCUGUGGGUUUCCAAAACUGACGAUGAUGGAGAUAAAAAAAACUUCUGCUCACAAGAGGAUUCGUAGUGCAUAGGUUUAUGAAUUGAAAAUAGAGAUAAAGACGAGUUUAACAAAAAUUGCCAAAAGCCCACCUCAAUGCCAUCCCCAUGGUUGACCAAAUUGUCUUUUCAAUUCAUCCAAUACUUUAGGAUUAGUAUGAUUUAGGACAGAUCGUUAUCGAUCCUUACGUAGAGAGUUACAAAUCCAGCAAACAACUAGUGCAUUGCAGUCAUCCACAAUCCACACCGCUCAGCCUCUCGAAGAGGUAUGGGGAUGCAACUAUCUAUGAAACCCAUUUUAUCAUUCGUUUUGAGAGAAUUUUGUGCAUAUCUACUUGAAAUUGUAUAGUUCAAUCCAUCACACAACUCAAUGACUAGAGACUAUGCUAUAUUUUAUUUUGGAUUAAGAUAGUAGGCAUUUGGGCUAAGCCCAAAAUCAUAAUCCCGAGUCAUACCCUCUGUACAAAUAAUUGAAAAGCUAAAAGCAUCUCCAACCCUCCAAUAGGUUAGCAGUUUCAUAUAUGGACUCCACAACCACAUCAAAAACUUUAACAAUUAUCUCAUUCAAUCAACCAUCUCCAUCUUGCAGUUUUUUUUUAGCAAUUUCAAUUGAUGAAACCUACAAAAUAUUCAUAUAAUUCAUAUUUUUCUUAACAAUACUUUUCAAUAAUAAAUAAUAGACUUUUGAACAUUCAAUAAACACAAAUACUUAGUAUACACAAAAAAUAAAUACAAAAUUCAGUUAAAUUCAAAAUGAAAUACACAAAAACACUAUAGUAUUCGCCAUCUUCCUCUUCUCUAAAUCCAUUUCAAAUCUCUUCAUGUACUUUUAGUGUACUUCUUUCUAAUUUUUUGAAUGAAUCUUCAAUCUUUAACUAUACAUCUUUGUAUUAGUUUUUAUGUCAUCUUAAUCAAUAUAAUUAAAAUAUAAUUUAUGCUUUUUCUAAUUUAUUAACAACUAAAAAAAUAUCAUAAACACAAGAACUAUUAAUGUUUAGCAAUAUGUGCACAAUUGUGGAUGAAAAAAGAAGGGGAAAAAAUAAAAAAGGAUUUGGUUCCAUGCAUGAAUAAAGUGGGUCCCAAAUGCUUAUAUGACAUUGCACGAUGAAUUUUCUAUUUAGCAAUCUUGCUAAAUAAGAAAGAAUCUCCACAUCCUUACAAUUGCGUCAAAAUGGUGCCACCUAGCAUAUGACCAAUGAGAUGAAGAUAGUCUAAGCAACAAAGAGAAACACGUGGUUGCAGAGUUCAUUUUCCACCAAUGCAGAGGGUGACGGGGCAGGCCAAAAUUUUGCCACAAACUCGAUAGAAUGGACAAAGGCCAAGCAAAGCCACCUUCUUCUUCCUCCUCUCCUCUCAACUCUGAUCUAAAGAAAAACUCCCGUGUGACCCGUUUUUGUUUCUUCUUUGACGAGCGAAGUCGGCGGGGAAGCCUCAAGAUUUUGAAUUGAAAAGGUAAAUUUUUUAAAACAGACAUAUAUAGAAGUGAAGCUUGAUUUCUUUAACCGUCUUCUCCCACCCAUUAUUAAAUCCUCAUUCCUUACUUAGCAAUCCAUCUACACUUUAGAUUGCUCCCUUCCCCUGAAACCAAAAGAUCGAAUCAACACAAGAAAAUUAAUUUCUUCAGAAAGGAAAGAUAAAAAAAUGGAGGCAAACAUUUUAACACCGACCCAGAAAUACGCAGGGGCAGCUCUGUUUGCGUUGGCGCUUCACCAGUCACAGAACCACCAGAAAAAUCCUUCCAACCCACUCCUCUCUCUGGACAGCGAGCCCAUCGGCCACGCCGACGUCACCACUGCCAAGACCUCCACCUCCGUCUCCGAGAAGCCGCAGUUGUGGAUCCAUGAGGACUCCGGCUUGCUCCUCCCUGUUUUCAGCUUUCUGGGAGUGGAGCUUCAGGCAUGGGAUGGGCUGAAGGAAACCGCCGGGUCUUCUACCCAAUUGAGGCAUCACAUUGGAUCGUACAUGAAAUUGUUGUCGGAGGAUAGGGAUGGGUCAAUGGACAGGCUGGGGAAGGAACAAGCUUUGACCAAGAAUGUUGACGCCACUGUCCAAGCCAUGGACAAAUCCCCUGCCUCCACCGUAGAUACGAAGACUCAGCAGAGCAACAUCUCGCCACUGGGCGUGAUGGCGGCCGGGCCGGCAAAUGCACUGGUGAAGACCGGCGUCGUGGGGGCCGAGAUGGCCAUGGACGAGGUGAAGGUAGUGAGCUACCAGAGGAAAGUUACAGUGCUCUAUGAGCUGCUCUCAGCUUGCCUUGCCGAUAGUGUUAAAGACAACGGUAAAUUCUUCAAGCAGAGAGAAGGCUAUGACGCUCGCCACAGAGCUGCUCUCAGGCUUUUGGCCUGCUGGCUUGCCAUCAAUUGGAAUGAAAUGGAAGCAAUGGAGUCGAUGGUUUCUAGCUCCCUGAUGGAGCUGUUGGCGAAGGCAAACGAAGGAGACAAGACGGUCACCGAAGGCGCGUGGGAGAAAAGCAAGCGCGUGGGGAUGGUCAGCGCAGCCGCUUUGACCGGCGGAGCACUCAUGGCCGCCACCGGCGGCCUUGCUGCUCCAGCAAUUGCACAUGGAGUGGCUGCACUCGCCCCGGUCCUUGGAGGUGCUCUUGCUAGCACUACAGGGUCCGUUGCUGUUGCUGCUUCAUUUGGAGCUGCUGGAAUGAGCCUGACGGGGAGCAAAAUGGCAAAAAGAGUAGGAGGACUCGAGGAGUUUGACAUUGAAGCACAUGGAGAUAGUGCCAAUCAAGGCCGCCUAGGAGUUGAAAUCUUUAUGAACGGGUAUGUUCUCAAUGAGAACGAUUUUAAGAAGCCAUUUGAAGGCAUUAACGACAACAUGGAGAGGUACAUCGUGCGGUGGGAGUCGAAGAACUUGAUCGAGUUUAGCACCGCUGUAGAGGACUGGCUUUCAUCGAAGGCUGCAAUGGAGAUGAUGAAACAAGGUGCAAUGCUGACUGUGUUGAGCACGUUAGUUGUGGCACUAGCUCUGCCGGCAGCCAUGCUUGGAGCUACUGAGCUCAUCGACGCGAAAUGGGCAGUCGCUAUUGACAGGGCUGAUAAAGCAGGACUGAUGCUUGCUGAGGUGUUGAUGAAGGGCAUGCAUGGCAACAGGCCUGUAACACUGAUCGGCAACUCACUUGGAGCUCGAGCUAUCUUCAAGUGCUUGCAGCAUCUGGCUGCCUCACCCGGUGACAACGGUGGAUUGGUGGAAAGGGUGGUUCUUCUUGGUGCACCAGUUGCCAUCCAAGGCGAGAAAUGGGCACUUGCCAGAAAGAUGGUGGCUGGAAGGUUUGUGAAUGUAUACUCAACGAAUGACUGGACGCUAGGGGUUACUUUCCGUGCAAGCCUGGCCUCCACCGGGUUGGCUGGCAUUCAGCCCAUUGAAGUUCCUGGAAUCGAGAAUAUUGAUGCAACGGAUCUGAUUCAAGGACACACCAUGUAUUUGGCGAAGACGAAAGAGAUCCUGCAGCUGGUUGAACUGGAGAGUUGCUAUUCUGUUGCCAACAAGACCUGCUCCAAGCCCAAAGCCAGCUGAGAAAGAAGAAAAAAUUAUCCACUCUAAUUGUUUGACAACUACUUAAUGUAUACCGUCCAUCCAAGAAUUGGGUUUUGCCUCUUUAAGUAAUGAAAAGUAACCUAUAUAUUGUGUCCUAGUUUUGCCUGGUGUGAGAGUUUAUUGCGAAGAUUUUUGUUGUUGUUGUGUGUUAUGUAUGUUUAACAGUGGGUAGUAAAUGGUAUGGGGUAAUUAAAAGUGGUUGCAAAAACAGAAAGUUAUAUCUAUGUGUGUGUUUCUACUUUCUAGCAAGCCAGCUUGAUUUCUAUGUGUGUAAUCUAACGACUGUUUUCUAUAAAUAGCACAAAACGGAAAGCCUGAUGAAAGUAACAGAGUAGCAAUUCAAUCCACCCGUCUAAAAAUGGUGAGUAAAACAGUUGUCAGGAUGAUGAUCACUACCUUUCGCUUGCUUCUGCUUAUGGAGGCAAGCAGCAGCAGUUCAAAUGCAAUCCCUGACGUGGCAGCAGCUGCCACGUUGAACAGUCAGCCGAUGAAAAUCAAUUACACUGAAAUCGCCACAAAAAACAGGGGAGGUGGAGGGAGCUUCUGGUGGGGAUGGGGUGGCGACGGAGGAGGGUAUGGAUGGGGUGGAGGUCGCGGUGGGUCGUAAAAAUGGGGUGCCGCUGUAAACAUAAAUUAUAAUAGCAUGAAUCUUAUAAUUAGAUGAUUUCACGAAUCGAUUAUAAAUUAAGGAAAUCUACAUCGAUUCAUAACGAGAGCGGCGGCAGUAGCUUCAGUAGUAAUCACCGGAAUUGAGUUUCUCUCUCUUGACCCCUUUAGGUUUUAGGUUUAGAGAUUUCUGUGAUGGCUAAGAAAUUCUACGUAAUGGGUUGAGAGAUGACCAAUCAUAGGGUUUCUUUAUAUAGACCCACCAUCAGGGUAUUUUAGGAAUUUACCUUUCAUUAACCUAAUCAAUAUAUGAUUCACCUUAUAUUUUAAACCAUUAAGUGAUAAUUAUACUUGGGUCACAAUUAUUCCCUUGUGACCUACGGGAAUGGGCUCUCCAAGUUGGCCCAUGUGUCAUUAUAUGGUCUAACAAUAAACACAAGUGUGCACAUCAUAAGAUAAAUCCAUCAUAAUAUUUGGUCCACAAUAAAGUCACAAUCAAGUAUGAAAGCUAGAUUAGGAUCAUGGCGGUUGUAUAUCAAUUUAUCGACAUAGUCCCUUCCAUGUACCACAAAACCAGUCUCAUACUCAAUAUGACACAUAACAAGGUAGUCAUAAACAAUAAUGUCUUCUCUAAAGACAAAUCGUGUUCUGUUCACAUAAUACAUAAUGUAUGUAUAU
This is a messenger RNA of Linum trigynum, 5875 nucleotides long. The record is from the annotation of a GenBank genome assembly. Lineage: Eukaryota; Viridiplantae; Streptophyta; Magnoliopsida; Malpighiales; Linaceae.